Messenger RNA from Populus nigra (black poplar), 5836 nucleotides. RefSeq lists its product as uncharacterized. Lineage: Eukaryota; Viridiplantae; Streptophyta; Magnoliopsida; Malpighiales; Salicaceae. Bases 457 to 5622 code for a protein of 1721 amino acids. The transcript is spliced from 5 exons. The record is from RefSeq and is a predicted model, not a curated record.
AAUAGCGCCGUUGAGAUACGGGUGCCACUCUCCCUCCUCUCUCUCUUUCUCUCUCUCAAGGCUCUCUGUGUCCCUUAUCGUUACACACAAAAAAAGGAAAAAAAAUUUCUCUUCUCGUCUCUCCUUUUCUCCCACAGAUUUUCUUUCUGCAACCAAAUAGCAGCAGAAAGGUUGUUCUAAUCCAAAAUCUCCAUGGAAUCAUUGCACUCUACUAUCUCUUUCGAUCCAAAACCCUAACUCUCACUAACUGCCAAUCAAAUUUCAACCCUCUCCUCUCAGGCUAAUCUAGGUGCCGUGGAUUCUACUCGGCUGUUUCGUGAAGCUGCUAGUGCAGCAGCUUUUUCAAUCUUUUUUCAAAGGAAUUGCGUUUGGUGCGGCGCAGGUGGAAAAGAAUUGGCGGCGCAUGUGAUAUAGGUGGAUUAGACUAGGGUUAGGGUUUUUGUUUUGUUAGUUUCGAUGCCGCCAGAGCCAUUGCCGUGGGAUCGGAAGGACUUCUUUAAGGAGAGGAAGCACGAGAGGUCAGAGUCGACGUCUUCUUCUUUUGGUGGCGGGUCUACGCCGCGAUGGAGGGAAUUUCCUUUUUCUUCCGCGAAUAAUUAUGGAUCCCCUCGCGAUUUCAAUCGUUGGGGUCCCCACGACUUUCGCAGGCCUCCUGGUCAUGGUAAGCAGGGUGGUUGGCACAUGCUUGCUGAAGAAUCUGGUCAUGUGUUGUCACCUUAUAGGUUGAGUGACAAGAUGCUGGAAGAUGAGAAUUGCAGGCCUUUUUCGCGUGGAGAUGGAAGAUAUGGCCGGAACAAUAGGGAAAAUAGGGGGUAUGUCAGCCAGAGAGAUUGGAGAGGUGGUCAUUCAUGGGAAAUUAUCAAUGGGUCUCCGAAUAUGCCUGGGAGGCAGCAUGAUGUGAAUAAUGAUCAGAGGUCAGUUGAUGAAAUGCUAAUGUAUCCUCCCUCUCAUCCUGCUCAUUCUGACUUUGUUAACUCAUGGGAUCAGCAUCAAUUGAAAGACCAAGACGAUAAUAAUAAGAUGGGCGGUGUCGUUGGUUCGGGCACAAGCCAAAGAGGUGAUAGAGAGAUCCCACUUGAUUGGAAGCCUCUUAAAUGGACACGCUCUGGAAGCUUGUCUUCCCGAGGGUCUGGUUUCAGUCAUUCAAGUAGCUCGAAGAGCCUUGGGGGUGUAGAUUCAAAUGAAGGAAAGACUGAGUUGCAGCCAAAGAAUGCCACUCCAGUUCAAUCUCCAUCAGUGGAUGUUGCAGCCCGCGUUACUUCUGUAGCACUAUCUGAAGAGAUUUCUUCUAGGAAAAAGGCGCGCCUUGGAUGGGGUGAGGGGCUGGCAAAGUAUGAGAAGAAGAAAGUUGAAGGCCCAGAUGCAAGUGAGAACAAAGAUGGAGCUGCCGUUUCCGCUAGUAACAUGGAGUCCAUUCAUUUUCAAACUUCAAACUUGGCUGACAAGAGCCCCAGAGUUAUGGGCUUUUCAGAUUGUGCAUCUCCUGCAACGCCUUCCUCCGUUGCUUGUAGUUCCUCACCAGGUUUAGAGGAGAAAACUUUUCUGAAGUCAACAAAUGCUGAUAACAUUGCUAGUAACUUAUGUGGUUCACCUAGUGUUGGUUCUCAAAGCCAUAUUGAGGGAUUAUCUUUUAAUUUAGAGAAGAUGGAUGUUAGUUCUAUAGCUAAUCUGGGAUCUUCCCUUGCUGAAUUGCUUCAGUCUGAUGAUCCAAGUUCUAUGGACUCUGGUUUUGUGAGGUCUACUGCAAUGAAUAAGGUACUUGUAUGGAAAGGUGACAUUUCAAAGGCAUUGGAAUUGACGGAAUCUGAAAUUGAUUCUCUUGAAAAUGAACUUAAGUCCAUGAAAUUUGAAUAUGGAAGCAGGUGUCCCUGGCCUGCAGCAUCCAGUCCUCUGUUUGUGAGUGAUGUAAAACCUUGUAGUGUACAGGGGGUGGCCUCUAACACUGUCCCUCGACCUUCUCCCUUGCAAGUUGCAUCACGUGGGGAUGGAAUUGUGGAGAAGGUUCCUCUUUGCAAUGGUGGGCUGGAAGUUCAUGGUGAUGUUAAGGAUGAUGAUAUUGAUAGUCCUGGAACUGCUACAUCUAAGCUUGUUGAACCAGUUUGCUUGGUGAGGAUAGAUUCAUCGACCGUUGCUUUGGAAAAUGAUUUUGAUGGUAUUCAGUCUGCAAGGAUGGACUUGAAAGGCCCAGUUCCCUGUGCUGAUGAUGAAGAGACUGGUGUAUUAGCUUGCAAAGAUGAUGUAAUUUCUUCUGGUGAUGUGAUUUCAGAAACAAAUGGAGAAGAUAAUUUAUGUAGUUUAAUACUGGCUUCUAAUAAAGAAUCUGCUAGUGGAGCAUCUGAAGUAUUCAAUAAGUUAUUUCCUAGUGAUCAGUGUAAGUUUGAUUUUUCGUGUGUUACCAAUGGACCCUCUUGGCAGAGUGGUGACUUAGUUGUGGAAAAAAUUGCUAAAAAGAAACGGCUAUUAAGAUUUAAGGAGACAGUUGUAACCCUCAAGUUUAAAGCUUUUCAGCAUCUGUGGAAGGAAGAAAUGCGACUGCCUUCUAUAAGGAAGUAUCCUGCGAAGUCUCAGAAGAAAUGGGAACCAAGCUUGCGGACAACUCAUAUUGGGUAUCAAAAACAUCGUUCUUCUAUUCGUGCUCGAUUCUCUUCUCCUGCUGGAAAUUUGAGCCUGGUCCCUACAACAGAGAUCCUCAACUUCACAAGCAAGCUACUUUCAGAUUCUCAGGUCAAGCCAUACAGGAAUGCUUUGAAAAUGCCAGCUCUAAUUUUGGACAAGAAAGAGAAGAUGGGAUCACGGUUUAUCUCUAGUAAUGGAUUGGUUGAAGAUCCUUAUGCUGUUGAGAAGGAAAGAGCUAUGAUCAAUCCCUGGACUUCUGAUGAGAAAGAAAUUUUCAUGCAUAAGCUAGCGACUUUUGGGAAGGAUUUCCGAAAAAUUGCUUCCUUUCUUGAUCACAAGUCAACUGCAGACUGUGUUGAAUUCUACUACAAAAAUCACAAAUCUGAUUGUUUUGAAAAAACCAAGAAGAGUAAGCAAACUAAAUCUUCUACUAACUACUUGAUGGCAUCAAGUACAAAAUGGAAUCGUGAAUUGAACGCUGCUUCGCUUGAUAUUUUGGGUGUGGCUUCACGGAUUGCAGCUGAUGCUGACCAUGCUAUGAACAGUCAGCAGUUGUUCUCUGGGAGAAUCUUUUCCAGAGGCUAUUGUAAUUCUAAAAUAACAGAAGGUGAUGACGGUAUUUUAGAAAGAUCAAGCAGUUUUGAUGUUCUUGGGAAUGAAAGAGAGACUGUUGCUGCUGAUGUCUUGGGUUCACUGUCCUCAGAGGCCAUGGGUUCUUGUAUUACUACUUCUGUUGAUCUCAUGGAGGGCUAUCGAGAACAGAAGUGCCAAAAGGUGGAUUCUGUUGCAAAAGCACCUUUGAUAUCUGAUGUUAUGGAGAAUUUUGAUGAAGAAACCUGCUCAGAUGAGAGUUGUGGGGAGAUGGAUCCUACUGAUUGGACAGAUGAGGAAAAGUCCAUCUUUAUGCAAGCUGUGUCAUCAUAUGGCAAGGAUUUUGCAAUGAUCUCCCAAGUUGUCAGGACAAGAACUAGAGACCAGUGCAAGGUGUUUUUUAGCAAGGCUCGGAAGUGUCUUGGACUGGAUUUGAUGCAUCCUCCACCCAGAAAGUCCAGGACACCAGUUAGCGAUAAUGCAAAUGGAGGUGGGAGUGACACUGAAGAUGCUUGUGCCAUGGAGACUGGAUCAGCUAUCUGUAGUGAUAAGUUGGACUCUAAGAUUGACGAGGACUUGCCAUCGUCCAUCAUGAAUACAGAGCAUGGUGAAUCUGAUGCAGAGGAGAUGAUAGGAUUGCACGAGGACCUGAAUGGAACUGAAGGCAAUAAUGCAUGUGGGAUAUUAGAUAAGAAUGAUUCCAGGGUUGUAGAUGAAAUGGUUUCUGAUCCAUCCGAGGCAGGGCAGAGUGCUGAUAUAGCUUUCGAUGUUGACAGCAAAUUCAUGAAUACUGUUCAUCAGUCAGAGCCUGUACAGGCCCAGAAAUUGUUGAUUGCAUCAGCUAAUGCAGAAUCUGAAAGAGAUCAAGUAGCUGACAAGGGUGUUUCUGUUGUUGAAUCACUGUCUGUUGUAGGUGCAGUUGAUGUCAGCACAUCCAAUGCAAAUACUGCAAUUGAGUUGAAAGGUGUAGCUGAGGUCUCUGGUAAUGGAUUGCAAAAUGGUUUUACAGAGCAAGAACUUUUUUUACCUGAAAAUAGUUUGGGUAGUCCAAGUGGCUUGAUGCAAGAUUCAACCAGCAAUGCCUCACACCAUCCUGUACAUAUGGAUUCCUGUUCAGAAUUCAGCUGUAAUUUAGAAAAUAUGCAUCAAGUCUCUGUCCAGUUAGAAUCUGUGGAAAAGCCUCCUGUCAUCUCAUUGCCACAGGAAAAUAAUCUUGCUUUAACAAAUUCCAUCUUACAAGAUUCUGCUGUCAUCCAAUUUGAGAAAAGGCACAAACAGGAUACACUUCAGGAGAGCAGUAGAGAUAAGCAGGGUAAAAUAUCUGUUAGUGGAGAUGAUUACUUCCAGCAUCUGUUGGAUCAUCCUUUGUUGAACCAUAACGAAUCCUCCCAGAUCCCCCGGGGUUAUUCACUGCAAAUUCCUACAAAGAAAGAGAUGAAUGGGGUUAUUUCUGGUAGACUUCUUUCUGGAGCUCAAAGCCUUCCAAACUCAGAGCAGAAUGUCACCAGUCAGUCUGAAGCUCAGGAGUGCUAUCUUCAAAAGUGUAGCAGUUUGAAAGCUCAGCAUUCAGUGCCUGAGCUUCCAUUCAUAUCCCAACGGCGUGGACGUGGAAGUGAUAAUCUGAGAGAUCAUUUACGGAGCUCAUUAGAUGUGGAAAAGCCAUGUAGGAAUGGUGAUGUUAAACUGUUUGGUAAAAUACUAAGUAACCCCUUGCAAAAGCAGAAUUCUAGUGCUCAUGAGAAUGGUGAAAAAGAGGCCCAGCAUCUUAAACCAACAAGCAAGUCUGCAACUUUUAAAUUUACUGGCCAUCACCCUACAGAGGGUAACAUAACUCUCUCGAAGUGUGAUCCUAAUAAUCAGCCUGGCCUGGAGAAUGUUCCCAUGAGAAGCUAUGGUUUCUGGGACGGGAACAGAAUACAGACUGGGUUUCCAUCUAUGCCUGAUUCUGCUACUUUACUGGUCAAGUAUCCUGCUGCAUUUAGCAAUUACCAUGUGUCAUCAUCCAAAAUGCCCCAGCAGACAUUGCAAGCUGCUGUCAAGAGUAACGAGUGUAAUCUGAAUGGCAUUUCUGUUUUUCCUUCAAGGGAAAUAACUGGGAGCAAUGGAGUGGUGGACUAUCAAAUGUACAGAAGCCAUGACAGCACUGGAGUGCCGUCAUUUACUGUAGAUAUGAAGCAGCGGGAGGUUAUAUUAGCUGAGAUGCAAAGACUGAAUGGGCAGCAAACAAGGGGGAUGGCAGGGGUGAAUGUUGUUGGAAGAGGGGGGAUUCUUGUUGGGGGAGCUUGCACAGGUGUUUCAGAUCCUGUGGCAGCCAUUAAACGGCACUAUGCCAAAGCUGAUCAGUAUGGUGGGCAAAGUGGAAUUGUCUUCAGAGAAGAAGAAUCUUGGAGAGGUAAGGGGGACAUAGGCAGGUAGUAGGAGUGUUAAGAGGGCAUCUUUAGGACGUCCUCAGUGGCAAAUUCUUCCUUUGCCGCGCUUUGUAUCAUAGUUCCUGUAUUUUCAAUGGAAUGUUAGGGCAUUAGACGGUUUCUCAGUCCCAUCUUUUUGGUAAAGUUAUUUUAGGUGUCUGUAUUAUUGCAGCUAUUUGUUGUAUUUGAUGGAAAAUGCAAAAAUAAUUUGUUGUUGGUUA